Molecule: messenger RNA, 936 nt
Organism: Drosophila ficusphila
Lineage: Eukaryota; Metazoa; Arthropoda; Insecta; Diptera; Drosophilidae
Gene: mRpL22
Product: 39S ribosomal protein L22, mitochondrial
Exons: 3
Coding region: 115-813 (232 amino acids)
Biological process (GO): ribosome assembly; translation
Cellular component (GO): ribosome; mitochondrial large ribosomal subunit
Molecular function (GO): structural constituent of ribosome
Source: RefSeq, a predicted model, not a curated record
AGACUUUUUGGUCACACUGGCAGAUUACGCGACCGAAAGAAGGCUGCGCUGUUCCGGAUUCAAUCAAAUUGCAAGGUUUUUAGUGAGGAAACCGCUGACUUGGCCAGCCAAAAGAUGAAUAAGGUGAUCCGCCAGAUGUCCCAGCUGCGUUUGCAGGCGCCACAGGGUGCAGUACUCCUUAAACCGAGCGAAAGUCAAAGCUCCCUGCUUAGCCAUAAGAAUUCACCACCUGCCUUCCAAGUGAAAUCCCUGCACACCGGAGCUUCCACCGGCGUUCUGUGUGCCAAGUGGAACAAAUACAACUACGGACCCCGCAAAUGGCUGGAGUACAACAAAACGGUCCAUCCGCCACAGGAAGCGGACGAGGAGCCCAGGAAAGCAUACGUCUGCCAUAUGCGAAAUAACAUCAAAUACAGUCCGGACAAGAUGUGGUACAUCGCUGCCUUCGUUCGCGGAAUGUCCGUCGACGAGGCCCUUAAACAACUGAACUUUGUGCUCAAAAAGGGAGCCACCGACGUCAAGGAGACGAUUUUGGAGGCCCAGCAAAUGGCCGUGGAGCGACACAAUGUGGAAUUCAAGAGCAAUCUGUGGAUAGCCGAAUCCUUUGUGGGCAAGGGACGCGUCUUCAAGGGCGUGAGGCGCCAUGCCCGUGGUCGCUUUGGCCAGGUGGAGUACAAGCACUGUCACUACUUCGUGAGGCUGGAGGAGGGCGAGCCGCCGCAGCACUACUACCAGGAGCCACAGACGCCGGAGCAACAGUACGAGCAAUGGAUGGAGCAGAUGCGCAGCCGAAAGAUUAUCAGCUCGCUGUAGAUCCCUGCAAUUCCACUUCCAUUCUACCGAUCCGUACUUUUCAAAUCCUCGGCCAUCGCACUAAUCAUUUUUUUGUUUUUAGGAAAUUGUUUAAUAAAAAAAACAAAAGAAAAUGUGGAAAAA